AUGAGCUAUCCACCUGAUAUUAGGAAUCAGGUAGAUGGAACUCGAAAACAGAGAUUUAUUGCAUCUUGGUUUGAUGAAUUCAGUAAUUGGUUGGAAUAUAGUAUUGAAAAAGAUGCUGCAUAUUGUUUAUAUUGUUUUCUUUUUACAGCUGGGUAUAGUGAAAGAGGUCAUGAUACUUUUGUAUUUGAAGGAUUGGCUUUUCGGGCGAAUGAUGAGUCUGAAAAUUCAUUAAAUCAAGGAAAUUUUCUUGAAUUAUUAAAAGUUCUAGCUUCAUGUAAUGAAGAAAUUAAUAAUGUUGUAUUGAAGAAUGCUCCUAACAAUCUCAGACUCACAUCUCCUGAUAUUCAAAAAGAUAUCAUUAAUGCAGCUGCAACUGAGACAACAAAGGUCAUCAUUACAGAUUUGAGAGAUGAUUUUUUCUCUAUUUUAGUUGAUGAAUGUCGAGAUGUAUCUAUUAAAGAGCAAAUGGGAGUUGUCAUAAGUUAUGUCAAUGGAUCUGGAUGUGUCAUUGAAAGAUUUAUUGGUCUUGUGCAUGUCCAUAGUACAAGUGCAGCAUCUCUUAAAAAAGAUAUUGAGUUUUUGUUCUCUACUUAUGGCUUGAGUAUAUCUAGUUUGAGAGGUCAAGGCUAUGAUGGAGCUAGUAAUAUGCGAGGUGAAUUUAAUGGCCUUAAAAGUUUGAUUUUGAAGGAGAAUUCUAGUGCUUAUUAUAUCCAUUGUUUUGCUUAUCAACUUCAAUUCAUACUUGUUGCUAUUGCUAAAAAGCAUUCAAGUAUAAGUUCUUUUUUCAGUACUGUUACUCGUUUGGUCAAUGUUAUUGGAGGUUCUUGUAAAUGCAGGGACAUGCUUUGA
This is a messenger RNA of Hevea brasiliensis (rubber tree), 849 nucleotides long. RefSeq lists its product as uncharacterized. Bases 1 to 849 code for a protein of 282 amino acids. NCBI's taxonomy places the organism in Eukaryota, Viridiplantae, Streptophyta, Magnoliopsida, Malpighiales, Euphorbiaceae. The record is from RefSeq and is a predicted model, not a curated record. The transcript is spliced from 3 exons.